Messenger RNA from Corylus avellana, 1411 nucleotides. Lineage: Eukaryota; Viridiplantae; Streptophyta; Magnoliopsida; Fagales; Betulaceae. The record is from RefSeq and is a predicted model, not a curated record.
UGAUGUUGUUAUGCUUGGGGGAUUUUGGCCAAAACAUAUUGAAAGUGCAGGUAGAGAUUUGUAAGAAGAUAGCUAAGAAGAGAGAUUGCUGGCAAUGGAAGGUGAUAUGAAUGAGAAGCUUGUAAUUAGAGAAGAAGAAGCAGAAGAAAGUAAUUGUCAUGAGAAAGUAGUGUCGUUGAAGGGGAAGGUGUGGAGGGAGACGAAGAAGAUAUGGGUGGUGGCGGGACCGGCUAUGUUCACCAGAUUCUCCACGUUUGGGAUAAAUGUCAUCACUCAAGCCUUUGUUGGACACAUUGGCGCUACACAACUAGCUGCCUACUCUCUCGUAUACACCGUGCUUCUCAGGUUUGCAAACGGCAUCCUGUUGGGCAUGGCUAGUGCACUGGAAACUCUCUGUGGGCAGGCAUAUGGUGCAAAACAAUACCACAUGCUUGGAGUAUAUCUUCAAAGGUCAUGGAUAGUUUUGUUCUUGACCUCAAUCUUUCUUCUUCCUCUAUUUAUCUUCACAACCCCAAUUCUAGAGCUUUUAGGCCAAGAGGAAAAUAUUGCAGAACUAGGAGGAAACAUUGGUUACUGGUUCAUUGGUGUGGUGUUUUCCUUCAUUAUAAGUUUCACAUGCCAAAUGUUCUUACAAUCACAGAGCAAAAACAUGGUUAUUACCUACUUGGCAGCAUUUUCAAUUGCAGUCCACAUCCUCCUCUCAUGGCUUUUAACUGUGAAAUAUAAGUUUGGGAUUCCGGGUGCAAUGUUGUCCACAUUGGUGGCCUUUUGGAUUCCAAAUAUCGGCCAGUUUAUAUUUGUUGUAUGUGGAGGUUGUCGGGAAACAUGGAAGGGCUUCUCAAUAUUAGCUUUCAAGGAUCUUUGGCUGGUUUUCAAGCUUUCGCUAUCAUCUGGUAUUAUGCUCUGUCUGGAGCUCUGGUACAACACAGUGUUGGUUCUUUUAACAGGAAAUAUGAAAAAUGCUGAGGUCUUCAUCGAUGCUCUAUCCAUAUGUAUUAAUAUCAAUGGGUGGGAAAUGAUGAUAUCUCUAGGAUUCAUGGCUGCAGCAAGUGUCCGGGUAUCAAAUGAGCUAGGAAGAGGGAGUUCAAGAGCUGCAAAGUUCUCAAUGAUGAUGAUAGUGCUGACAUCAUUCACCAUUGGAUUCGUGCUUUUUCUAUUUUUCCUUUACUUCAGAGGACGUGUUGCCUACAUAUUCACCGAAAGUCAGGAGGUGGUUGAAGCGGUGGCAGAAUUGUCACCCUUGCUGGCUCUCUCUAUACUACUCAACAGUGUUCAACCAGUGCUCUCUGGUACACUUCCUCUUUCUCCAUUAUCUUCAACCUACACAUACUAUAACGCUUCCAAAAUUAAACUGAUUUAUUCAAUCAAUAUUGAAAGAAUUACUAGUAACUCCUCCACUCCAAUUAACUAG